CUUCCGCCUCCUCUUUAGCUUCCCGCUGAGGCGAGAACGAGAGAAAGCGAAAGUCGCCUCAGCCUCAGCCGCCGCUUUCUCCGGCUCGCUCUCCGUAUUCCUCGCCUUUCUCCCUCUCUCUUCGCUCGCUCGCCGGCGGCUGGGCCUCAUGGAGGCGCUUCUCCUCGCCCUGCUCCUCGCCCUUGUGCCGCUGCCGGGACGCGCCUCUGACGUGCUCGAGCUCAGCGAUGAGGACUUCGACAGCGGCCUGGCCGACCGCAGCGUCGCCCUCGUCGAGUUCUACGCCCCAUGGUGUGGACACUGUAAACGCCUUGCUCCUGAGUAUGAAUCUGCUGCCACCAGGCUAAAGGGAAUAGUGCCACUUGUGAAGGUUGACUGUACAGCAAACUCAAACACCUGCAACAAGUAUGGAGUGAGUGGCUAUCCAACUCUCAAGAUCUUCAGGAACGGGGAGGAGUCUGGUACCUAUGAUGGUCCAAGAACAGCUGAUGGAAUUGUGAGCCACCUGAAGAAACAGGCUGGGCCAGCCUCAGUUGCUCUCCGCUCUGAUACUUUUGAAAAAUUCAUCAGUGAAAAGGAUCCUGCUGUGGUGGGUUUCUUCAAGGAGUUGUUUGGUGAUGCACAUUCAGAGUACAUGAAAGCAGCGAGCAACUUGAGAGACCAUUACCGCUUUGGGCACACAAGUGAUGAGGAUCUAGUUAAGAAAUAUGAGCCAGAUGGCGAAGGCAUUAUCCUGUUCCGUCCCCCACACCUGGAAAACAAGUUUGAGGACAACACUGUGCGAUACACAGAGGACAAGAUCACAACUGGCAAGAUCAAGAAGUUCCUUCAGGAGAACAUCUUUGGCAUCUGCCCACACAUGACGGAAGACAACAAAGAGCUGAUCCAAGGCAAGGACCUGCUGGUGGCUUAUUAUGACGUAGAUUAUGAAAAGAAUCCCAAGGGGUCCAACUACUGGCGCAACAGAGUGAUGAAGGUAGCCCGGAGUUUCCUGGAUGCUGGACACAAACUCAACUUUGCUGUUGCUAGUCGGAAGACCUUCGGUCAUGAGCUCUCAGAGUUUGGAUUGGAUGGCUCUACCACCGAUGUUCCUCUUGUUGCCAUCAGGACAGCUAAGGGAGAGAAAUUUGUCAUGCAGGAGGAAUUCUCCCGUGAUGGGAAGGCCCUGGAGAGAUUCCUCCAGGAUUAUUUUGAUGGAAACCUGAAGAAAUACCUGAAAUCUGAGCCCAUCCCAGAGAACAAUGAUGGGCCUGUGAAGGUGGUUGUGGCUGAGAACUUUGAUGAAAUCGUGAAUGCUGAGGGCAAGGAUGUGCUUGUGGAGUUCUAUGCACCUUGGUGUGGCCACUGCAAGAACCUGGAACCCAAAUACAAGGAGCUUGGAGAGAAGCUCAGCAAAGAUCCCAACAUUAUUAUAGCCAAGAUGGAUGCUACAGCCAAUGAUGUGCCUUCUCCCUACGAAGUGCGAGGCUUCCCCACAAUUUAUUUUUCGCCUGCGGGGAGCAAGCAAAGUCCAAAGAAAUAUGAGGGGGGGCGUGAGGUGAAUGACUUUGUCAGCUACCUGAAGCGGGAGGCCACUUACCCACCCAUUCUACAGGAGGAUGAAAAACCCAAGAAGAAGAAGAAGGCGCCCAAGGAGGAUCUGUGAGCGGGGAGGGGGGCUUGGAGUCAUCAUCGCCCUUGUCUGCAGAAGAGCCCAUGGCCACUCCUGGAGGUGGGGCCCUGUGGGGCAGUCUAAGCUGUUGGAAAGUGAAGCCACAUUGAGCAGAGGGGACCCAGCUGCUGCUGCUGUUCUGUUUAAUUUCCUGCCCCCUCAUCUCUUAACUGCACUGGCCUUGAAUGCCCUGGACUGGCUGAUAUUUGUGGGUGGGGAGGGGGAGGGUUUGUUUUCUAAUUUUUUGUACAUUUGAAGAAGUGAAUCAAUAAAUGACCCCCUUAGGCCCCAAA
Podarcis muralis (Common wall lizard) is the source of this 1944-nucleotide messenger RNA. It is a transcript of the gene PDIA3, whose product is annotated as protein disulfide isomerase family A member 3. Gene Ontology annotation, molecular function: protein disulfide isomerase activity. Gene Ontology annotation, biological process: protein folding; response to endoplasmic reticulum stress. Gene Ontology annotation, cellular component: cell surface; endoplasmic reticulum. NCBI's taxonomy places the organism in Eukaryota, Metazoa, Chordata, Lepidosauria, Squamata, Lacertidae. The record is from RefSeq and is a predicted model, not a curated record.